Messenger RNA from Vitis riparia (riverbank grape), 1260 nucleotides. Its product is annotated as cytochrome P450 87A3-like. Lineage: Eukaryota; Viridiplantae; Streptophyta; Magnoliopsida; Vitales; Vitaceae. The record is from RefSeq and is a predicted model, not a curated record. The coding region runs from base 1 to 1260 and encodes 419 amino acids. Gene Ontology annotation, biological process: sterol metabolic process. Gene Ontology annotation, molecular function: oxidoreductase activity, acting on paired donors, with incorporation or reduction of molecular oxygen; monooxygenase activity; heme binding. The transcript has 7 exons.
AUGCUUGGUCGACAAGUGGUGGUCACAGCUGACCCGGAGGCCAACCAUUUCAUCCUUGAACAAGAGGGGAAGUCAGUGGAAAUGUGUUACUUGGACUCUGUAGCUCAGCUUUGCGGACACGAUGAGUCAUCUGCUGGUGCAACUGGUCAUAUUCACAAGUAUCUUAGGACCCUGAUUCUGAAUCACUUCGGCUAUGGGCGCCUCAGAUAUAAGCUACUCAAGAAAGUGGAAGCCAUGGCACAUAAAAGCCUGGGAGCUUGGUCGAGCCAACCGUCUGUGGAGUUGAAUCGUGCAACUUCGCAGAUAAUGUUUGAUUUCAUUUCGAAGGAGUUGUUUAGCUAUGACCCAAAAGGAUGCACAGAAAGCAUGGGCGAUGCAUUCAUCAACUUUUUAGAUAGCUUAGCGUCCGUCCCCUUGAACAUACCUGGUACAAAGUUUCAUAAAUGCUUGAAGAACCAAAAGAAGACAAUGAAGAUUCUGAGGGAGAUAGUAGACGAGAGGUGUGCUUCUCCUGAGAUACGCCGUGGUGAUUUUCUUGAUUAUUUCCUGGAAGGCAUGAAAAAGGAGGCGUUCAUAACCAAAGAUUUCAUUGCGUUCGUAAUGUUUGGGCUUCUCUUUGCUAGCUUUGAGUCGAUUCCCAUUAUGCUUUCUUUAGCCCUUAAGUUAAUAAUGGAACACCCACUAGUGUUGCAAGAAUUGAAGGUUAACCUGAAUGAACAUGAAGCUAUUCUUAGAAAUAAGGGUACUUCAAAUUUCACACUCACGUGGGAAGACUACAAAUCCAUGACUUUUACACUUCAUGUCAUCGAUGAAACACUUAGGAUGGCAAAUGUUGGUCUGGGGAAUUUUAGAAAAGCUCUAGAAGACAUAAAAAUAAAGGGACACACAAUUCCAGCAGGGUGGACAAUUUUAGUUGUCUCCUCAGUACUUCACAUGGACCCAAAUAUAUACCCUGAUCCUCUUGUUUUCAACCCGUGGAGGUGGAAGAAUGGAAGAUCUAAAAUCACAACCAAGAAUUUCACGCCAUUCGGCGGGGGCAUACGCUUUUGUCCAGGAGCAGAACUUAGCAAGCUGACAAUGGCCAUAUUUCUUCAUGUGGCAGUCACCAAAUACAGGUUUACAAAAAUUAAGGGAGGAAACCUAGUUCGACAUCCAGUUUUAAAAUUUAAAGACGGGUUUCAUAUCAAGGUUUCAAAGAAGAUGAGUCAUGAAGAUGGUGCUGAAAGAGAAGCCAAGUCAGGGAGUGUAUCAAUCAUGUAG